AUGACGUCGAUCAUUAAACUCCAUGCCGUAUCUGGGGCCAUGGAUGAAUCGCCUCCAUGCUACGUGCUGCAGGUUGAUGAUGUUCGUUUCCUGUUAGAUUGCGGUUGGGACGAAAAAUUUGAUCAAAGCUUCAUCAAGGAAAUAAAGAAGUAUGUGCAUACAAUCGAUGCUGUGCUGCUUUCCUACCCUGAUGGGUGUCACUUGGGUGCCUUGCCCUACCUUGUCGGCAAGCUCGGGCUCAAUUGCCCGAUAUACGCAACGAUCCCGGUGUAUAAAAUGGGCCAAAUGUUCAUGUACGACAUGUUCAUGUCGCACUACAAUAUGCACGACUUUGACCUCUUCUCGCUGGACGAUAUAGACACAGCGUUCGAUAAAAUUGUGCAGCUCAAGUACAACCAAAGCGUGGCCAUGAAGGGCAAGGGUUACGGCAUUACAAUUACUCCGUUGCCAGCAGGGCACUUGAUUGGUGGAACGAUAUGGAAAAUUGUAAAAGUCGGCGAAGAGGACAUCGUGUACGCAACGGAUUUUAACCAUAAAAAAGAACGGCACCUAAACGGCUGCGAACUCGAAAAGUUGCAACGCCCUUCCCUGCUCAUCACGGAUGCAUACAAUGCACGCUACCAACAGGCCCGUCGACGGGCUCGUGAUGAGAAAUUCAUGACAAAUAUUCUGCAAACUCUUCGCAACAACGGCAACGUGCUUGUGACGGUUGAUACGGCAGGUCGCGUGCUGGAGUUGGCACACAUGCUCGAUCAGUUGUGGAAAAACAAGGAGUCCGGUCUGAUGGCUUACUCGUUGGCCCUUCUCAACAACUUCAGCUAUAACGUAGUAGAAUUUGCCAAAAGCCAGAUCGAGUGGAUGAGCGAUAAGCUGAUGAAAAGUUUCGAAGGCGCGCGCAACAACCCGUUCGCCUUCAAACAUCUGCGGCUUUGUCAUACGAUGGCCGACCUGGCGAAGGUUCCCAGCCCAAAGGUAGUGCUCGCCAGUUCGGCCGAUAUGGAAAGUGGAUUUUCGCGAGAAUUGUUCCUCCAAUGGGCACCACACGCCAGCAACAGCAUCAUCAUCACCAGUCGAUCGUCACCUGGUACCUUAGCUCGCGAUCUAAUCGAGAACGGCGGAAACGGGCGCAAAAUCGAGAUGGACAUUCGGCGUAGAAUCGAGCUGGAAGGGGCAGAGCUGGAUGAGUUCAUGCGAACGGAAGGAGAAAAAAUGAAUCGGUCGAUAAAAAAGCGCGACUUGGAUGAAAGUAGCUCUGAUUCAGACGACGAGCUGGAAAUGAAUAUUAUUACCGGCAAACACGACAUCGUGGUUCGGCCGGAAGGUCGUUCGCACACUGGAUUUUUUAAAUCAAGCAAAAAACACUACGCAAUGUUUCCCUUUCACGAAGAAAAAAUCAAGUACGAUGAAUAUGGUGAAAUCAUUCAACCGGAAGACUAUCGUAUGGUGGAUCUAGUUCCUGAAACUAACGGGGACGACAAUAAGGAAAACAGCAUUAAGAUGGAAGAAAUCAAAAAGGAGAAAGAAGAUGAGGUAACUGCCCUCAACAGACCCACGAAAUGUGUUCAGGCACGUAAACCGAUCGAAGUGAACGCACAGGUUCAGUUCAUCGAUUUCGAAGGUCGGUCCGAUGGUGAAUCGUUGUUAAAAAUCCUAUCCCAGCUUCGCCCUCGACGGGUGGUGGUGGUUCGCGGAUCUCCCGCCAACACUUCGCACAUUGCAGAACACUGCCAACAAAACAUAGGGGCGCGCGUUUUCACUCCCAAUCGAGGGGAAAUAAUUGAUGCCACCACGGAGACCCAUAUUUAUCAGGUGCGUUUAACUGAGGCCCUCGUGUCACAGCUCGAAUUUCAAAAGGGUAAAGAUGCUGAACUAGCUUGGGUAGACGCGCAGAUUGUUAUUCGCAACAAGCGCAUUGACACCAUUGCCGAAAAGGAUGCUGGUGCGUCUGGCACGAUAUCUGCCAAUUCCGCCAGUAGAAUUACGUCCGAAACGAACGGUGCCGCGAUUGACUCAACGAUGGACGUGGAUGAACUGGACGUGGUGGAAGAUAAAAUAGAUAAACAGAUUCUCACGUUAGAGCCCUUAUCAGCCGAGGAUUUACCGCCUCACAAUCCGGUGUUUAUUAACGAGUUGAAAUUGAUCGACUUCAAACAGGUGUUAAUGAGAAGCAACAUUGCGUCCGAGUUUUCUGGGGGUGUUUUGUGGUGCAGUAAUGGAACUGUAGCCUUACGACGAGUCGAUACCGGACGAGUGACGAUUGAAGGUUGUAUCUCUGAAGAUUACUACAAAAUAAGGGACCUUUUGUACGAGCAAUAUGCUAUUAUUUAAUUGAUUGAUGGCUCGGAAAUGAAAAAAAAAACUUAUGUUUGUGGUCGGAAAUGAAGUUGUUGGAAAUAGAACGAACAU
Molecule: messenger RNA, 2406 nt
Organism: Anopheles cruzii
Lineage: Eukaryota; Metazoa; Arthropoda; Insecta; Diptera; Culicidae
Gene: CPSF2
Product: probable cleavage and polyadenylation specificity factor subunit 2
Exons: 2
Coding region: 1-2328 (775 amino acids)
Biological process (GO): mRNA 3'-end processing by stem-loop binding and cleavage
Cellular component (GO): mRNA cleavage and polyadenylation specificity factor complex
Molecular function (GO): RNA binding
Source: RefSeq, a predicted model, not a curated record